AUGGUUGACUAUCUGGGGACAAAUACCACCGGGACAGAUAUGAAACAUGGGCGGAAAUCCCAAUUUCAACAUCGUUUUAAGCCGACAUUUUCAAGUCAUCGGGGAGCAUACCGAAUGAGGGGUCAAUGUACGAGACGGUCAAGGCAAGAGCCUAAAAUCAAUGAUGGUUCCACCCCAAUCCAGUACAAUCCAGUAAAAUGCGCAAGCCCCCAAAGGUGCGGCUUGUCGGCGAAAUGCUAG
Penicillium expansum is the source of this 240-nucleotide messenger RNA. RefSeq lists its product as uncharacterized. Bases 1 to 240 code for a protein of 79 amino acids. NCBI's taxonomy places the organism in Eukaryota, Fungi, Ascomycota, Eurotiomycetes, Eurotiales, Aspergillaceae. The record is from RefSeq and is a predicted model, not a curated record. The transcript has 2 exons.